AGGGCUGGCGAAAGUGCACAGCGGGAGCAUCGCGCACCCUUUCCUCUUCGAAAGGAAGUUGCAGGGUCUGAAUAGCUCCCGGAGCCGGCGGCUGUAGCUUCCGUGCGUCAACUUGACACUGGCCCGCUCCUUGGCCGCUGGUCUUAUCAGCUGCUCUGCCGCCAGGUUCAUGUGGAGGUUCUCAGGCGUCCGCGCCGCGCUUCGAGGGGUCCGGACCGCGGUGGAACAGUGCAGCCCGGCCGAGGCGGCGACUGAAAGGGCGGCGGGCGCGAUGGAGCGAGCCGUAGUGCGCUGUGUGCCCUCCGAGCCCAAGCUGAGCCUGUCGUUUGCGCUGGCAGACGGCAGCCACAAGAACAUGCAGCGGGAUCAAAGCGAGCCGCUGGGUCGGGUCCUGAGCCGGAUCGCGACCAACGCUCUCAAGGGCCACGCAAAGGCGGCCGCGGCCAAAAAGAGCAGGAAGAACCGGCCGAACGCGAGCUGCGACGCGGACUCUUCAGUGCCUGGACCUGAGCCGGCUGCGGCCUCUGACCCGGUGGUGAAGCUGUAUUACCGGGAGGAGGCAGUGGCUGAGGAUGUACUCAAUGUGGAUGCCUGGCAGGAUGGCGCGGUGCUUCAGAUCGGCGAUGUCAAGUACAAGGUGGAGCGCAACCCGCCCGCCUUCACCGAGCUGCAAUUGCCGCGCUACAUCAUGGCGGGCUUCCCGGUGUGCCCCAAACUCAGCCUCGAAUUUGGGGAUCCAGCGGGCUGUCUCUUCCGCUGGUACAAAGAAGCCAGGCCCGUAGCGGCGGAGCUUGAGGGCGGUGGCCCCUCUUCAUUGUCUCCCUCUUCGCCGUCUGCCACUUGGACGGAGACUGGUGUGCAGGAGCGCGUCUACACCCCAUCCAACGCUGACAUCGGGCUACGGCUCAAGCUUCACUGCACACCAGGCAAUGGCCAGCGCUUCGGGCCGAGCCAGGAGUUGGAAAGCGUGUGCCAGGUGGAGGCGGGGCCUGGCACGUGCACUUUUGACCACCGGCAUCUCUACACCAAGAAGGUGACAGAGGACUCUCUCAUCCGCACGGUCUCCUACAACAUCCUGGCAGACACGUACGCCCAGACUGAGUUCUCCAGAACUGUGCUGUACCCAUACUGUGCCCCCUACGCCCUGGAGGUCGACUAUCGCCAGAACCUUAUCCAGAAGGAACUCACGGGCUACAAUGCAGACCUCAUCUGUUUGCAGGAGGUUGACCGCGCAGUGUUUUCAGACAGCUUGGUACCUGCUCUGGAGGCCUUUGGGCUAGAGGGCGUGUUUCGAAUCAAGCAGCAGGAAGGUCUGGCCACUUUUUACCGGAAGUCAAAGUUGAGCCUCCUUGGCCGGCAUGACAUUUCUUUUCAGGAAGCCUUGGAGACCGACCCACUUCACAAAGAACUGCUAGAGAAGCUGGUUUUGUACCCAUUGGCGCAGGAGAAGGUGCUCCAGAGAUCUUCUGUCUUGCAGGUUUCAGUUCUUCAGUCUACAAAGGACUCUUCUAAAAAGAUAUGUGUUGCUAAUACGCAUCUCUACUGGCAUCCCAAAGGUGGUUACAUUCGUCUCAUUCAGAUGGCAGUAGCCUUGGCUCACAUUAAACAUGUCUCAUGUGAUCUGUAUCCUGACAUUCCCGUUAUAUUUUGUGGGGACUUCAAUAGUACGCCAUCAACAGGAAUGUAUGAGUUUGUCAUCAGUGGCAACAUUCCAGAGGAUCAUGAAGAUUGGGCUUCCAAUGGGGAAGAGGAAAGAUGCAACAUGUCUCUCAAGCAUUUCUUCAAAUUGAGAAGUGCUUGUGGUGAACCUGCUUACACAAAUUAUGUAGGUGGCUUUCAUGGGUGUCUAGAUUACAUUUUCAUUGACUUAAAUGCUUUAGAGGUUGAACAGGUGAUUCCAUUACCUAGUCAUGAAGAAGUUACCACCCAUCAGGCCUUACCUAGUGUUUCCCAUCCAUCUGAUCACAUAGCUCUUGUAUGUGAUUUAAAAUGGAAAUAGAUGUGCUUACUGGCAUUUAUUUAAGGUCUGAAAGGGAAAUUAGUUACUUUGUAGGAAAUUUAACCCCCAAAGAGGACCUCUAGCCACUAAUAUAAAACCUUAUGUUCAGUAGGCCAGGGAUUUAGCUCAGUGGUUCCGGACACAAGGUCCCAAGUUCGAUCUCCGGUACCAGAAACAAAAAAACAAACAAAAACCUUAUGUUCAUUCCUUAGUAAUGUUCCAGAUGUCUUUGUCACAAGACUAUUCAUGUUUGCAUUGUAUAGUUUCUCUACCUUUUUUCCAUAAACUUGGAAGAAAAAUAUAUUUAUGACUGGCAAGAAGAAAACUGAACUGUGUACAUUUUUAGAAGUGAUUUUUUAAGCUGGUAAUUAAGAAUUUUUAAAAUACCCUUUGAAUGAUCUUUCAUAACACAUUUCAAAUUGAAUCAUGUUUCUAUAAUUAGGGGAAAGGAAUUGCACGCAAGUUAAGGUGGGAGACUUAAGUUCUGACACAAGGAAGGAAUAACUUCAGGGUCUGCCUCUACCUCAAUUUGGCUAGCAAUUUAUUACAACUUCAGAGCUUUAACAAAAGAUUAAAACAUACCAUCACCAACUUUUACUGCUUUUCCUUCAUUUUUCAGCUAACAAGGUAUUUGCAUUCUUUAGUAUUUAGUACAUGUAAUGCAUCAAUAUAAUUCUCACUCAUACUGAAGCUCAAUUUUUAGGAUGUAAGCACAGUUAAAUAUUCAAAGUGAGCAGUGACAUAUUCAUCAUCUUUAUUCUUGCCCAUGAAAAAUGUUCAUAAAUCAACAGGGUAUCUGACCAUGAUAUUAGAGGAUACAGCACAAUACAUUAUUUUAUGAGAAACUGUCUACCAAUACAGGCUGGAAAACUUCGGAUGAAGCAUUGAGCAUUUAUAUGUUACAAGAAUUUUCAAAAUUUUGUUUUUAUAAAUAGGAAAAAAGUAGGGUUAUUCAGCAUAUCUGAAAUAAAAACUGUUCUUUUUAUAGAUAAGCAUUAUAAUUCAGUUACAGAACAACACUGUAUAUAUAAUUCGUUGUAAAAGAAAAUUUAAAUAUGAAGCCAAACUCUUGAAAACUAGAAAGAAGGAGGUGGACUAAUUAGUGUCCAUAGGAGUAACCAAGCUUUACUAACUCAUUCAUCACUAUACCUUACUUUUUUCUUUUUUUGGUACCGGGGAUCGAACUCGGGUCCUUGCACUUGCGCAGCAAGCAGCAAAACCACUGAGCUAAAUCCCUGGCCCACUAUACUUUACUUUUAAUCUUUUAGCUGUUGCUUUUGAUGUUUAGGAUAACUGUAAUGUUAUCUCACAUUCUGCAUUUAAUCUCUAGCUCAAGUGUUAAAAACCUACUCACCUCAAGAAAAGCUCUGAGUCUUGAAAGCCCAUGUUUCAAAUUCUUUAAUCUCUGAAGCUAAUAUCAUAAGAAAUUGUUCUCUUGUUAAUGUAGUCUGUACUUUCACAUCCUGCUGUCAAAUGUAUUGUUAAACUCUUAGUUUAGUAAGCUUGAGAAUGAGGUUUUACCAGCACUUCAUAUUGAACCUUGAAGUAAAGUACUUGAAGGAAAAGAGUAAAGAGCCAUUUUCUUGGGAUCUUAUUUAGAAAAGACUAUAAAUGAAUAAAUUGAUGCUACCAAAUUGUGCCUUUGUAAGUACCAUUUUUGAGAGCAUUUCAACAGCAGUUUAUAAAUAUGCAAAUAAAUUAAAACCAGAAUCUGAUUCUUUUUACAAUAUA
Heterocephalus glaber (naked mole-rat) is the source of this 3730-nucleotide messenger RNA. RefSeq names its product phosphodiesterase 12 (gene Pde12). The record is from RefSeq and is a predicted model, not a curated record. Gene Ontology annotation, molecular function: 3'-5'-RNA exonuclease activity. Gene Ontology annotation, biological process: nuclear-transcribed mRNA catabolic process, deadenylation-dependent decay. Lineage: Eukaryota; Metazoa; Chordata; Mammalia; Rodentia; Bathyergidae. Gene Ontology annotation, cellular component: mitochondrion.